Messenger RNA from Amoebophrya sp. A25, 6903 nucleotides. Lineage: Eukaryota; Dinophyceae; Syndiniales; Amoebophryaceae. The record is from the annotation of a GenBank genome assembly.
AUUCAGGGCGCAGCUAACAAGAAUAUUUCACCAUGUAAGAGAAAUGCGAGUGAUGUAGAUCAAGUUCAAGUUUUCGCUGCGUUAUUAAAUCUCUUUGUUUUCAGCUUCUAUCCUCCUUUGCUGUGAGGUACGUGUUGUACGUCUCAGCAUUGCGAAAAAUCCCAGACGAUCGAAACGUUCAUCCCAUCAAUUGUGUUCAUUAAAUUUUUGACCUUCAUAAUUUUGGGUAAAGCUCUUGACAUUGUUUUCUAAUAGAUUAGAAAAAUUUAGAAAUCUAUUCUUUUUUGUUACAACAGAGGACGACUACUUUUAUCUAGAUCUAUUUGCAAAAAGGAAGGUCAAGGUCAUUGUUCGUUGUUUGGGAAUAAAUAGAUUUGGAUACAUCAAGAACUCAUCCGAACAUUUAUACCGCGAUGCGCGUGCUACUACAUGACGCAUCAGGGACGAGGACGAUCAGCGUCUUCUUCAUUCUUAUCAUAUUAAUGCAACAAAGGUUGCCCAAGGUGAAAAGAAGAUACUGCAUUGCGUCUUUCGAAGUAUAUCCACAGAAGCGCACCUUGUAUAUAAAAAUAACUCUAGUAGAAAAAAUAGAGCUUUAUAGUUCAAGGAUCCCUCCUAAUAUUCACAAAUCGACUCAAAGACGCAUCAUCCGAAGAGACGAAUGCUUUCCUUUAUUCUCGAUUACUUAGUUGUCCUUGACAUAGUUAGGUAGCACCUACGUAAACGUGGUUCUUCUUACCCAACAUGCAGCUGAAAACAAUCAGAAUACCUGUAAAAGUUGAGGUAAAGAUUACGAUUUCUAGUAUGAAGAGAACGCAUCACCAGACAAGAAUCGAAGUGCAGUACUAUGAGAGUUGUUCUGAUAUGACAACUACAUGAUUUCAGCUUUAUUCGAUUGAACUGACUAGUUUGAAUACAGCAACCAUUCUUAAUGUAUCGGUUGGGCAACAUCAUCAAAGAAAACUAUGGUCGUCAAAACCAGAAGAUAACGAUAUUCAUAUAAUUCACUAGUAGUGUUUCUUCAGCCUCUAAAAAUGAUGUUUCAUGUUUGCAUAACUAAUUACGAUAAUCUGAGGUACUUCUGGUGCGUAAAAGAGGCGUUUUUCGAACCACACAUAACAACAGGAUCGAGUUCAUAAGCAACAACUGCAUUGAGGGGACAGCGAUGCGAAAUGACCUUCACAACUACAUGCGAAGAAAACGAGCGCAAUGCAGUUUACGCACGGUCAAUCCACCUGCUCGUUAAUAAGAAUGGAACGAGGUGGAGUCGUUUUAUCUACAUCAACGCCUGCGGUUGCUACGUCUGCGGUUGCGAUUGUCCCGUCGUGAAAACGAUCUAUCUUCUGGUUGUAAAUGCUGCCACGCUGUACUAGCAACUAUACGUAUGGGAGAAAUGAAUAUUCCACGGAGUUGUAGUUUGACAAGAUUUUAUUGGCGUUUACGCCAAUACAUAAAGCAAAAAGUUGCCUAGAAAAGAUUCUCCACACGGCGACUGCUAGUUUUUAUGCGACUUUAUCUUGUUCAAAAUCCGGAAAUACACUUUAUUCAUCUAGUUCAUAUGUAUCACAGCAUAAGUACUAUUGUGUAAUGAGGAUAUUCCUAGAAGUAGAGGUUGUAGCCUUGGUUGUUCAUUCUUGUUCUUGUUAUUUGAAAGCUAGGUCAGUGACGAAUCGACGAGGAGCAUCAUGUGAGUUUUUCACGUCGCUUACCACAUUGAUUUGUUAGUUGUUAGCCAAACUUGCUUACAUAUUUUUUUUCUUCCUGGCGAUAGCGCUAGCGGUUAAGUUGUACUACUAGCCACAAAAGAAGUAGUAGUCUUUCUCUUUUAGUCUUGAGAUCUCUACUAGACAGCUUUUUUCGUCUAUAAUUAGAAGUAACCAUCUGUAUUAUAGAAAGCCUACUACGUCGACGAAAUUAAUGUCGAUCCCCAAAUUAUGAAUCAUCUCAAGCAUGAGCAUGAAGAUCAUCCUACCAGUACGGAAAUCAACAACUUAAAGAUUUACGAGCAUCAUGAUCAAGGAAACAACAGGAACAAGAAAAUCAUAACGACAGCAACACGAAGAUCAACACCAUCAAGAUCAACAACAUCAUCAACAUCAGCAACAAGAUCAAAGUCCUAAGGUCUUAAGCGUGUGCAGCAAGUAGCAAGUUGAUGAGUUAAAUAGUUGGCCCGGAUCUAGUUAGCUUAGGCAGAUGAAAGGCACUAAGCCCCAGGGAUCUUCGUACUUAACAACAACAACAAAAACCAAAUAUUUUGUCUUCUCAAAUUUAUCCUGUGCUUGUGCAGAUUAGCACUAGUUCACAGGACAGGGGCGACAUCGCUGAGGAUGAUGAAGAGCAUCAUCCAAACCGUAGCCAUUGGGCUACCUUAUGAAUUAUCUAAUUUCGAUGCUCUCCUGGCCGCAACAUUCUAGUGCUAAUCUUGGGCUUUUCUAGUUGUUUCCUCAUACUGAAAACAUUGGAAUUUUUUUGGUUAUAGAUAAUUGAACUUUACACGAAACAGAAUUUUUAAAUCUGUUACGUGUAAGAAUUUCGCUCUUCUUCUUCGUCGUGUUGUAGUGCUGAUUAGCUAAAAAUUUGAAUGAGAAAAUAAAAAUGACCGACCACGAACCACGAGCAGCAUACAGCUCGAAAAGUUUUCUGUUGAGAGCUAGCCAAUCUGUUGCACGACGAGAAACCUACGAGGAUACCAAGCAUCACGAGAAAAAUACGAUGCGGCUACUCUGUUCGAGUCUUCUGGUGAGAUCUGAAAGCACGACGAGGAGCACGAAGGCGAGCACGGUAGUAAAAUUUUGAUUGAUUUAACUGGUACAAAUUGACCAACGAACUCCCAGCCUUAUGCUACUACAAAAACCCCACAGGGAAAGUUUUAAGGUGGCCCAUUUUCCCAAUUUUCUAGUGGCAUAGAGUUCCAAGAAAUAAAUAAGUCAAUCAAUCAACAAGUCACUCAAUCACGCAGUUACUCAGUAAAUAAAUCAAGAAGUCACGAACUAACUAACACAGUCAGCCAAUCAAUAAAUAAGUCAAUCAGUCAGUUAAUCAAGUAAGGAAGUCAAAAAAAAAAAUUCCUCGUGGGUCAAACAGUCACAACCUUCACAAAAGUAGUCUCAUCCUUACACGAGCACACCGACGAAAUUCGGCGGACCUUUCUGGUUGACGCGAUAGGGAUACGGUUGCGCAAGCUGUUGGAAGUUACUCCCUUGACGGGUUUCAAAGUGGCCAAGGGAGCAAAACAAGAAAAUUCUGAACGGCAAGAGUCUAGUGGUGUAAGAGAAAAUUUCUAGUGGGUAUCUAGUGGCAUUACCAAGCUGAAAGUUUAAAAAUUCCUGGUGACGUUAAAGCAAAGGAUCCAGCUGUUUGGCAGUUUACCUGGCUGUUGUACAGGAGCCAGAGCAAAAAGCGAAAAUGCCGCCGCUGGUAGUGCAAUGCCAAGACCUCCUCGAUCGUGGGGUAGCAGCCAUCCUCCUGGUGCGAGGAGUACCUCCGGGGAGCCUAUACGACGGGGGAGGAAAUACCAAGUCGCGCCCCGAAAUGUAUCAAGCCGCAAUCCAGAACAACUACCAUUGUACUCCGCUGACAGCGGUGACGUCUACGCUAACUGUGCCGGAGGUCAGUCAGUUGCUCAAUACGUAUUUCCUGGAUACCACUGGCACGAAAGCAGAAAAGAUCCUACGCUUCAAGGAUUUCGCCAAUGGUCAUCAGUUUGCACCACAACAGCAGCCUCCAGCAGCAGGAGGAGGAGCAGCGCAAAGCAGUGCUCCACAACCGCAAAAGCCUGUCAAGUUUACGUGUGAACUAAAAACGUAUACGGACCGGAGACAGUUUGAAAUUUUCAUCGAUGAGAUUUUCGACACUUGUAAGCUACUACGCAUUCGCGACCAGUUUCAAGCCCGCUACAUACCUCAAGGAGGACUAGUUUUGCCAGGGUUAUCGGAACAGGAAGAAGCAUCGUUUGCGGUUUUGACCAAGGCGAUCAAGGACGCUCUAUCCAUCGGCAUUCGCGUCGCGGUACUCGAAGAGAUUCGUCAACAGCGCAUGACUGACACGGCCUGGGAUAUCGUGAAAUAUAUCCAGAAGCAAGUGAACAGUUUGGGCGCAGCGCAAGAAGAUGUGGAGUUUGAAGAGUAUAACCGAUCUAACUGGAAGCAGUACGGUGGUCCGCUACGUGAUUACGCAGCAGAACUGAGACGCAUGCUAGGUCAGUUGUCUACUCGGUUUCCCGCGGGGCCGCCGUUCGAAAUGGAGCUUCGGCGCAAGAUCAUCAAGCAGAUUGAUACUUCGCAAACCGAGAUCAGGAUGGUUGUAGAUCAAGUUCAAAGUCGUGCAGUCACGCAUGCUGAAGGUUCCGUCGGGUUCCUCAUCACUGAGCUUACCCGCCGUAUGGUGCGCACUGCUGGCGAUUCGGAAAAACAGUGCGAAACUUACGCUGCUUUGGACGAUGAGCAGAAGCAGCAGCAAGCUGUCCAGCAGGCUUUUGUCACUGGCAAAUCGUUCGGAAAAGGAAAGAGCACGUGGCAAGGCGGUAAGUCCAGUUCCAACGGGGGCAAAGGUGGUUACAAGCAGCAGCAAGAGGAAAAGUUUUGCAAGAAUUGUUUUGAUCACUACAAGUCAAUCGGCAAACAGCACGAGAAAGCUGCAGCUAUCCGCUCGCACAAUGUGAAAGAUUGCAAUCAACCUUGGAAGACGCCGAUGAAGGUCGCCAACCACAAGGGAAGGAACAAGCUCAACAAGAAAGGCAGAAAGCACGACAAAGGAAAAGGCGCGAAGAAGUCUGAUCCUAAGUACAAGCAGAAUCAGCGACUAACUUCUUCUAAUGGUAGUAAGUCUAGUAGUGAAAAAGAAGGGGCGAAGAUGGAUGUAGCGAAGAAAGUAAGUUGGUGGUCGAACUACAUUCCAUCUUGGGUGAGUGACAGCACCCGAGGAGUUAUAAAAGCUGUUAUCAAACGGGAGCAACAGUGCAAGCAAAGGAUGAAGAAGAUGAAGAUGAAAACGAAGUCGAAGAUGGAUUUGGAGCCAGCAUUUGAAGAAGUUGAAGAUGGUUUUGAAGUGUUUUUACAAGGUCAGUUUUCCAAUGGAGCGAUCAUCGGCUCCGGGUCAAAGUUUCACAUCUCUCGAAUCGAGUCGGACUUCGACACACUCGAGGAAGAAUCCAGAGCCAAGAUUCAAGGCGUUGGCGGUAUUGUUCCAGGUCGAUUCGGCACCCUCAAGCCGAACGUACUCGGAAGUCACUUAAAAGCGAUUUUUGCCAAGGAUUUACCUGUAGACCGACUGAUAAGCGUCGGCGGUCUGAACUCAGCCGGAUGGAGAGUAGUAUUCGGAGCGGUUCCGGAAGGUUCUCACUUAGAGCACAAGUGUCUUCGUGUGCCCCGGGUGAAUUUGCAGAAAUCCGCAGGAGGUUUGCCAUAUUUGCAAGAUUUGCGCUUCGAAGAAAAUAGUGCAAGUAGCUCGCUUGUAAUCGACGAGUGCUAUUCUGAGGAUGAGCUUUUCUGUCCAGAAGUAGAGACUACAGAUUGCGCCAUCAAUCAGCCUCCCAUCGGAGCACUCUUAACGCGUAAACUGUCUGAGCGAGAACGGUAUCUCGAGCACCUUCGCAAUUGCCAUCUGUAUGACGAGAGGCUCGGCAAAGUCGAUUGCCCGCACUGCUCGAUGCAAAAAGCGAAAGCCGUGAGUCACAAGAAGGAACGACCUGAAGAAUUCCAUAAUCCGCCAUUUUUGGUAACAGCGUGCGACUUCUUCGGUCCAGUAGAGCCAACUUCCAUCAGAGGAGCGCGAUUAGCUUUGAUAUUUGUUGACGACGCAUCCAAGUACGCAGUUGGUCGAGGAAUUUCUUCGAAAGAUUUGGCUCCGAAAGUUCUGAAGGAGAUCAUUGAGGACCUUCGAACGAAGUUGGGCGCGAAAGGCACGAACAUGACUCCAAGUGGGAAGAUCAUCGCUGCAGGUAUCAGGUCGGAUAGCGAAAGCGUACUCCGUUCCACCGAGUGGCGAUCGACAGCAAGCAGACUACAACUGAACGAGCUUCACAGUAUUCCUUAUAAGCCACAAGGCAACUCCGUCGCAGAGCGGUUAGUGGGGACACUAAAGUCGAACUUGCGAGCCAGCAUGGCCGGCGUCGACUUACGAUUGUGGUGCUGGUGCCUUGAGUACCUAAUUAUAAUUUACAACAUGAUCCCCAGGGACAUGAAGCGAAUUCCACAGAAAAUUAUCAGUGAUGGAAGAAAGAAACGCUUGGCGCUUACUGGGGGCAACUCGAAGUCCAACGAGCAAAGCAACUCAGGGCGUCGGCGCGCGGUAAAAGCUAGUCCUCUGGAGAUCCUCUUGAAUUUUUCAGAGGACCCAAUCACGAUGAUGAGACCUGCAGAAGGAAAACUUAAACACAGGCGCCGCCUCAGUUGUCUAGUGUUCUUCAAGGUCCACCCUACUCCUACGAAAGUCUUUGCAGACCGGCGCAAGCCAGGGGCGUUUUUGGGUUUCAGUUCGGUCAACUCCGCUUGGAUAGUAGGAGGGAUUGUCUCUGAUGGCAGGACCAAGACGGGUUUUAAGUUCAACGUCUACGAGACGAUCGAUGUACAAUUCCACGAGAGUAUAUUGGUCGCUAAGAUCGAGGACUUGCUCCAGGUUCCGGAGAUUACUAAGUUGGAAGAUGAUUCGUCCGCUCGCAUGCCGGAAUAUGAUCCUUCUCGACCCUUGUCGCAGACGGGCGUGCUUGGAGAAAAGUAUGGCAGCUUGAAGGGUUCUAAGUACGAGUUAGUCAUCUGGGAGCCUGAAACUAAAGGCAAGGAGCCUGCUACCGCGGGACAGAUCGAGGCAUGGGAUCCACUCCAGUUAAAAAGGAACCGGCCCGAUUUAAAAGAAGUAAGUCAACCACGACCGAGGAAAAAGCUCAACAUAAGGUCAGAAAAGUAG